AUGCAUUCUGUCGGUUUUUAUCACGAACAUGAACGUUGGGAUAGAGAUAAUUACCUUAUUAUUCUAUGGCAGAAUAUUGAUAGAGACCAGUUUGGACGUGUCGACCUCCUCGAAAGCAGUGUAUAUGGCCAAAAAUAUGAUUACAACUCAAUAAUGCACUAUGACAGUCUAGCCUUCAGUAGAAACGGUAGAGAGACGUUGGUGGCUAGGGAACCUGAAAUGACUAAAGUUGGGGGAAGAAAAUUUUUUUUAAAUUAA
Molecule: messenger RNA, 258 nt
Organism: Meloidogyne enterolobii
Lineage: Eukaryota; Metazoa; Nematoda; Chromadorea; Rhabditida; Meloidogynidae
Source: the annotation of a GenBank genome assembly